Molecule: messenger RNA, 2473 nt
Organism: Helicoverpa armigera (cotton bollworm)
Lineage: Eukaryota; Metazoa; Arthropoda; Insecta; Lepidoptera; Noctuidae
Gene: GPHR
Product: Golgi pH regulator
Exons: 9
Coding region: 124-1521 (465 amino acids)
Biological process (GO): intracellular pH reduction
Cellular component (GO): Golgi cisterna membrane
Molecular function (GO): voltage-gated monoatomic anion channel activity
Source: RefSeq, a predicted model, not a curated record
AACUUCUGUUAUAUUGUCAUCGUACGUUGUCCAAUUUCUUCAAACUUUUAGGAUUUUGAAGAAAUAUUGAAAACAAAGAGACUAUUAAUGAAAUAAAACGAUUACCGGCUUCUUGUAUAUACAAUGACGUUCCUAGAAGACACGUUGAUUAUUUUAAUAUCGCAGAUAGUAUUCUUCGUAGGCGGCUGGAUAUUCUUUGUGAAGCAGCUAUUCCGAGACUAUGAGGUGCAUCAUUUGCUGGUGCAGCUUAUAUUUUCUGUGACGUUUGCACUCAGCUGUACAAUGUUUGAGCUUAUUAUCUUUGAAAUCAUUGAUUAUCUUGAUUCUAGCUCCCGAUAUUUCCACUGGAACAUGGGUCUAUAUUCCUUGCUGUUCAUGGUGAUAGCAUUAAUACCAUUUUAUAUAGCAUACUUCUGCAUCAGCAAUAUUAGAUUUGUUUCUCAAAAUAUGAUAAGGCCACUGACAAUGUUCGUAUGGUUCAUAUAUUUGUACUUCUUCUGGAAGAUUGGAGACCCAUUUCCCAUACUGAGUCCAAAACAAGGUAUAUUUUCAAUAGAGCAAGGUGUCUCUCGAAUAGGAGUGAUUGGCGUUACAGUAAUGGCCUUACUAUCUGGAUUUGGUGCAGUCAAUUACCCGUAUACUUCGAUGGCUAUAUUUAUAAGACCAGUAACCCAAUCAGAUGUUCUAUCAAUCGAGAAAAAAUUACUUCAAACCAUGGACAUGAUAUUGGUGAAAAAGAAAAGGAUAGCAUUAGCCGAAGCGAACAGUAUGGGAGCGAGACAGCAAUACAAUAUGUUGGACCAGAGUAAUGUAAAGAAUAGAGGAGGAUUUUGGACUAAUAUUUUGUCUAGUGUUGGCAGUAUUGCUAAUCCUUUGGGCCAUGGGAGUGAAAACAUCACCCAACUCCGUCAAGAGAUAUCAGGUCUAGAAGAAUUAAGUCGGCAGCUGUUCCUAGAAGCCCACGACGCCAGAACCAUGAGGGAGAAGAUAGAGUGGUCCAACACCUUCCAGGGAAAAUACUUUAAUUUUCUCGGCUAUUUCUUCUCGCUGUACUGCGUUUGGAAGAUUUUUAUUUCAACAAUAAACAUAGUAUUCGACCGGGUCGGCAAGAAGGACCCCGUUACCCGCGGUCUAGAGAUAGUCGUCCACUGGCUCGGCUGGCACAUCGACGUCGCCUUCUGGUCGCAACACGUGUCUUUCAUACUGGUCGGCUGUAUCGUGCUGACCAGCAUUAGGGGACUGCUGCUGACACUCACCAAGUUCUUCUACAAGAUAUCAUCAUCGAAAUCUUCGAACAUCAUUGUCCUAAUCCUAGCUCAAAUAAUGGGCAUGUAUUUCUGUUCGUCGGUUCUGCUAAUGCGUAUGAAUAUGCCUUCGGAAUACCGUAUUAUCAUAACCCAAGUAUUAGGAGAUUUACAGUUUAAUUUCUACCAUAGAUGGUUCGAUGUGAUAUUUCUAGUUAGUGCGUUGUCUAGUAUUUUUACGUUGUAUUUAGCUCAUAAGCAACCGUCUGUGAGUUAGUUUUGUAGGUUAAAUUAAGGGAGUUAAAUUGUGAGGGUUUUCUUAGUGUGUUGUUUGAGACAAAAUAAUUGUUUGAAUGAGUUACCAUUGGCACUGCACAAAAAUAAUACAGUUAUAUAAUUGUUACAUUAUUUUAAUGAAAACAAAAAAACUUUUUUCAUAAUUUUCGUUUGGGGUUGUGUAAGACCAUUGGCUACAUUCGCAAACUAAAAAAGAAAAAUGCACUAAGAAAAAAACUCUUUUCUAUUUUUUUCUUUCAUUCUUGAUAUUGUGUGUGAUGUAAAUAAAGAAAAUCGUUAAAAUGAGAUUUAGCCUCUUUAUAAUUAUGUGCACUGAAUCAUACCAAAAUUACUGAGUAUUUGUUACAAGCAAAUUGUUAAUAUUUGCCGUGUUACCUAAGGCACUGUGUGAUCAAACGUAUGUUGGGCUGUAAGACAAGACUUAUAAGAAACUGCGUUUUUCUUUUUUCUAGUUGCUUAUUACAGAGUUCUAAGGUUAACGCACACUUAUCCUCCCAAAAGACCUAUGUCAUUUAUUAUCUGUCUCCUUAAAUCUCUUUUUGUUUGAGUUUCACUAAAUAUUUCCUUGAUGAACUUAACUUUGAUGUAAAAAUAAUUAAUUUCUUACUUUUGCGAAUUGUGUAAGUUUAUUACUGAUUUUAUAAUCUAACUUCAAAAUACUGAAAUAUUACUUAAUGUUAAGUUUUACUAAAAACAUUUAUGUUAUGGCAGAGAAAAUUAUAUAUGACGUUUGAUAAUUAUUAAUAUUGAGUGAUGUUUCAGUAUUUGCCUGUAAGUCAUGAAAUAAAAGCAAUACCUAACCAAAGUGGUUUCCUAAAAACAUGUUACAUAUUAGUUUUAAGUACGAAUAGUUUUGUUAAGACUGAUAAAACUUAAAAUUAAGGAAAAAUAAAACUCCACGAAGUUUACAAUUAAAUAGUUUUAUUUAACAA